UGGGGGGGGGGGGCUCCCAGUCUCUCGCAUUAGCUCUGGCAAGUACCCCUGCUGCCCAGUGCAUAGGCUCCCCCUAUUCCGGGUUCCUCUUCGCUGGCAGCCUCCUCCCCAGCCUUUGCACACCGUCCCCCAGUCUCAGGCCUGGACUGGGAGGAAACAUCUGUCGCGCCCCCUGGCAGCAGAAAUAGGGUCGUGACCUCCAGAUGUGCUGGGAAGCAUCCAGCACCUCCUCUUGGGGCAGCCAGGCCUUCCGGAUCUGUGAAGGCGGGGCCACCCCUUCCCCCUCAGUGACAUAGGCUGCAAGGAAUGUCCCGGCCUCAAUGGACCCUGUGUGAAGCUGUGGAAUGGGGGGCAGAGCCUAAGAACGCCUCCCCACCGCAGAGCCAGGCACUCAGCCAGAGCCCAUGUGCUGGGUGGCACACAUUCAUGCAUAUACAGAGUUUGGCCCACGUGGAUCAGGGUCCCUCCGUCCUGCCUCCUCUUACCCCCAAACCCCAGCCCAGCCCCUCCCAUGAGCAAGCCCACAACAUGGCACCGAAAGCCCAUGUGUGCCAUGUACAUAGUACGUAGAUGGUCAGCUUCAGUCUCCCAGCACCCCUGGAAGGAGACUAGAGUGAUCCCUUUUUAGCGAUGAGAAAACAGAGGCUCAAGGUCAACGUCAGACCUCGUCCUAGGAGGAACCAACACAGGAGGCCCCUGAGCUUUGGAGGCAUGCCCUUGUUUGGUUCCUGAAGCGCAGCUGAGGGCUGUGUGGAGCCCCUCCUCCCACACUAUGUGCCAAGACCCACCAGUGGCUGCCUGCACCCCAGGGACCGUUCCCAGGCCUCUGCCCUUUCUGCCACCUCUGUGGAGGGGCACCUGGGGUAAUUCUCCCUCAUGUUCUCACACCACCUUUUACACCUGCCCUUGGUCUUGCCACAUUUCUGCACUCAGCAGGUCCCCGGGGCUUUGGGUGUCUGAGACUUACAUCCUGUGAGUUGGGGAACCUCAGCCCAUCCCCCUGCCACCCUCACACCUCCGCACCCUGGGUGGCCAGGGACAAGAGUGAGCAGGUGCACAGCUCUGUUAAGGCCCUGGAGAUUGAUGGAACCAGGUUCAGAGCAUGGAAUUCUAACGUGGAAUCCCUUCAGCCCAAAGCUUCACCUUUUAGGACCUCACUCUGACCUUCUGUCAUGAGGGGUUCAGUAGUCUCUGUUUAAAUCAGUGAGACCAGGUAGACAGAAGUCCCCAUGGGUCUCAGUUCCAACAGAGGGACUCAGUCAGCGUAACCCCCUUUCUUCCCCAGACCUGGCAUAGCAACCUGCAAGUGGGGGGUCAAGGUCUGUCCUCAGGCCUCAGGUGACUUGGGUCCCAUGACUGAGUUCCUGUGACCCCAGCAUCUACCUCAGGAUGUGGGGGCUAGGCUGGUGGCUGGGCCAAGUUGGGGCCAUUUCCUGUGUUAAAGGAAGUCUUCUUUCCAUUCCUACUGCCCUCAGCCUCCCCGAGAGCCUCUGUGUGCCUGUGACAUUGGAGCUAUAGGAGCCCAGGGCGUUGCCAGCAGGCCUCUGGGUGCUCAGCUCCUCUGGGACCCAGAAGGAAGUGGGAAGUGCAGGGAGGAAGGUCUCUGGGGACAGGACGUCCUCCCUUUGUCAAUGGGGCAGGACCCAGACAACAGUGGUCCCAGAGGUUUCCCAUUGCAGCCAGAAAGAAUUGUCUGCAAGAUUGGACCAGGCUUUGGUGAAGACCCUCAUUCUGGGCCCAAAACUUGCCCGAGGUGUCAGAAUGGGACCUGGAGGAUCCUGGCAGGCCCAGGGCUUCUCAGGCUCUAUGACCUUCAGGCCCUAACCCUGCUGAAACCAAGCCGGGGAAGGGGCUGGAAACCUCAGCCCUAGGCAGACAAGGAAGUGGCCAGGAAAGCGGAAGCAGCUUUGAUGGUCUCAGAGGAGGCCGGAAGCCAACCGGGGUGGCGGAGGACCAGGCUGGGGGCCUGGGUUCCUGUUUUCUCCUCAGGUCCCUCUGAGCAGCCCCCUCCUCCUUCAGGGCAGGAACCACUGCCACAACCUCAGCCUGCCGGCUGCUCACCAAACACCUGUGUCUGCCAAUGCGGCCCGGCCUCCAGAGAGCCAGGCCCACAGAGCGUGCCCAUGUGGGCUGGUGGUGUGGGGAGCCCGCGGCGGGGCAUGGCCCCUGCGCCCACCGAUGACCUCUUCGCCCGUAAACUGCGCCAGCCAGCCCGACCCCCGCUGACACCACACACCUUUGAGCCAAGGCCAGCCCGGAGCCCACUUCUUCGAAGUGGCAGUGAUGCAGGGGAGGCGCGGCCCCCCACCCCAGCCAGUCCCCGAGCCCGAGCCCACAGCCACGAGGAUGCCAGCCGUCCUGCUGCAGCCCCCACCCGACUCUUCACCGACCCCCUGGCUUUGUUGGGGCUACCUGCGGAGGAGCCCGAGCCUACUUUCCCACCAGUGCUGGAGCCCCGCUGGUUUGCUCACUAUGACGUGCAGAGCUUGCUCUUCGAUUGGGCUCCACCACGGGGGACUCGGGGACACACAGAAGCCAGCCCUGCAACUCCAACCUCAGCUGAGGACCAGGCUGCCAGCUCAGAUCUGCUGCUUGGGGCGCCUGGCUUUGUGAGUGAGCUUGGGGGUGAGGGUGAGCUAGGCUUGGGGGGACCCAUGUCCCCACCUGUGCCCCCUGCACUUCCCAAUGCGGCUGUGUCCAUCCUGGAAGAGCCGCAGACCCGGACUGCAGCCUACAGCCUGGAGCACGCAGACCUGGGUGCCGGCUACUACCGCAAGUACUUCUACGGCAAAGAACACCAGAACUUCUUCGGGGUAGAUGAGGAACUGGGCCCAGUGGCAGUGAGCCUGCAGAGGGAGGAGAAGGAGGGCAGCGGAGGGGGCACCUUGCACAGCUACCGUGUCAUCGUACGGACCACGCAGCUCCGGACCCUCCGUGGCACCAUCUCAGAGGACGCAUUGCCCACAGGACCCACCCGUGGCCUGUCGCCAAGGAAGCUCCUGGAACAUGUGGCUCCCAGGCUGAGCCCGUCAUGCCUGCGUCUGGGCUCAGCAUCCCCCAAGGUGCCACGCACGCUGCUUACGCUGGAUGAACAAGUGCUGAGCUUCCAGCGCAAGGUGGGCAUCCUGUACUGUCGCUCAGGCCAGGGCACGGAGGAGGAGAUGUACAACAACGAGGAGGCGGGAGUGGCCUUCACGCAGUUUCUCACCUUGCUGGGUGACGUGGUGCGGCUCAAGGGCUUUGACAGCUAUCGGGCCCAGCUGGACACCAAAACGGAUUCCACAGGUACACACUCCCUCUACACCACCUACCAGGACCACGAGAUCAUGUUUCACGUCUCCACGAUGCUGCCUUAUACCCCAAAUAACCAGCAGCAGCUCCUGAGGAAGCGCCACAUCGGCAAUGACAUUGUGACCAUCGUGUUCCAGGAGCCCGGCAGCAAGCCCUUCUGCCCCACCACCAUCCGCUCCCACUUCCAGCACAUAUUCAUAGUGGUGCGGGCCCACGCACCCUGCACCCCGCACACCUCAUACAGGGUGGCCGUGAGCCGCACUCAGGACACUCCGGCCUUCGGGCCAGCCCUGCCCCCCGGAGGAGGCCCCUUCGCAGCCAAUGCUGACUUCCGCGCCUUCCUGCUGGCCAAGGCGCUCAACGGCGAGCAGGCAGCCGGGCACGCACGCCAGUUCCAUGCCAUGGCCACGCGCACACGCCAGCAGUACUUACAGGACCUAGCCACUAACGAAGUGACCACCACGUCGCUGGACUCUGCCUCGCGCUUUGGCCUGCCCUCCCUGGGCGGCAGGCGCCGGGCGACCCCUCGGGGCCCGGGCUGUGAGCUGCAGGCGGCGGGUGCGCUGACCUGGGGCGUGCGCGCGGCCCCGGGGACUCGGGUCGCAGCGGGAGCCGAAGCGGGAGGCCCCGAGGGUGCCGAGGUGCCCUGUCUGCUGGGCAUCUCUGCAGAGACACUGGUACUGGUGGCGCCGCGCGAUGGCCGCGUAGUCUUCAAUUGUGCUUGUCGCGACGUGCUGGCUUGGACCUUCUCGGAGCAGCAACUCGACUUGUACCACGGUCGCGGGGAGGCGAUCACACUGCGGUUCGACGGGGCGCCUGGCCAAGCGGUGGGCGAGGUUGUCACACGCCUGCAGUUGGUGAGUCGGGGCUGCGAGACCCGCGAGCUGGCGCCGCCCAGAGAUGGUCAGGGCCGCCUGGGCUUUGAAGUGGACGCCGAGGGCUUCAUCACAGACGUGGAGCGCUUCACUUUCGCCGAGAAGGCGGGGCUGCGGCCUGGGGCACGCCUGCUGCGCGUGUGCGGUCGGACACUGCCCAGCCUCGGCCCUGAGGCCGCUGCCCAGCUGCUGCGCUUGGCACCCAAGGUCUGCAUUACCGUCCUGCCCCCCGAGGAGAGCGGCCGACCCCGCAGGAGCUUUUCAGAGCUGUACAGGCGGUCUCUGCAGGAGCCCAGCCGGCGGGGGCCCCCAGAGCCAGUGCAGGAUGAGACCCAGGAGGUGGUCCUGCAACCCAUCACAAGGCAGCUGCUGCGCCUGUGCCUGCAAGAUGGAGCCAGCCCUCCAGGGCCCGGGGAUUUGGCUGAGGAGAGGACUGAAUUCCUGCACAGCCAGAACUCACUACCAUCACCCCACAGCUCCCUGUCUGAUGAGGCCCCUGUCCUGCCCAAUACCACCCCGGAUCUCCUCCUGGCCGCCACGGCCAAGCCAGCAGCACCUGGUGCUGGCAGGGAGACACCUUCUUCCCAGGAACGGCCAGGCAGCCCCAGUGACCACAAAGACAAGGGCAACCUGGCCCCAGAACUGAGGGCCUCCUUCCUGCCACGGACUUUGUCUCUUCGGAACUCCAUCAGCAAGAUCAUGUCAGAAGCUGGCAGCGACACGCUGGAGGAUGAGUGGCAGUCCAUCUCAGAGAUUGCCUCCACCUGCAACACCAUUCUGGAGUCACUAUCCCGGGAGGGCCAGCCCAUCCCAGAGAGCGGAGACCCCAAGGGAACUCCAAAGUCCGAUGCUGAGCCAGAACCUGGGAGCCUGUCUGAGAAGGUCUCUCACCUGGAGGCUAUGCUCAGGAAGCUGCAGGAGGACCUGAAGAAGGAGAAAGCAGACAAGGCAGCCCUGGAGGAGGAGGUACGGAGUCUUCGGCACAACAACCAGAGGCUGCUGGCCGAGUCAGAGAGUGCAGCCACUCGCCUGCUCCUGGCCUCCAAGCAGCUGGGCUCAGCUGCCACUGACCUGGCCUAAGGCUAUGUGGUCCAGCCUCAGCAGCCUAUGGACCUGCUUGGAACUGCCUGGGCCUUUAGGGCGUACCUGGGUCUCAUGGCCCAGGACCCUCCUCAGGAUCUUCCCCAUGCCAAGGCGCAUCUUAGCACUGUUCCUACUCCCCAACCCAUCUGGUGGCAAAGGUGCCCCCACUUGUCCGUUUGUAAAUAUUCUGUGGAGAAA
Messenger RNA from Cavia porcellus (domestic guinea pig), 5447 nucleotides. It is a transcript of the gene Sipa1, whose product is annotated as signal-induced proliferation-associated 1. The transcript is spliced from 15 exons. Lineage: Eukaryota; Metazoa; Chordata; Mammalia; Rodentia; Caviidae. The record is from RefSeq and is a predicted model, not a curated record. Gene Ontology annotation, cellular component: cytoplasm. Gene Ontology annotation, biological process: regulation of small GTPase mediated signal transduction; activation of GTPase activity. Gene Ontology annotation, molecular function: protein binding; GTPase activator activity. The coding region runs from base 1911 to 5246 and encodes 1111 amino acids.